Molecule: messenger RNA, 1482 nt
Organism: Branchiostoma belcheri (Belcher's lancelet)
Lineage: Eukaryota; Metazoa; Chordata; Leptocardii; Amphioxiformes; Branchiostomatidae
Product: G2/mitotic-specific cyclin-A-like
Exons: 7
Coding region: 274-1482 (402 amino acids)
Biological process (GO): mitotic cell cycle phase transition; regulation of cyclin-dependent protein serine/threonine kinase activity
Cellular component (GO): cytoplasm; nucleus; cyclin A2-CDK2 complex
Molecular function (GO): cyclin-dependent protein serine/threonine kinase regulator activity
Source: RefSeq, a predicted model, not a curated record
CUUGAACCCCUGAAACAGGAGGUCGGUUAGCAGAAGCGGCACCAGAAGACGCUACCAUCUCGACUUCAUACGCUUCUCGCUCAUUGCUCUCGUUCCUACCGGUGCAUUUUAGUCCAUUUUGCUCACCGAGCUUGCUGUGAGUUUGUCCUCGUGGUUACAGAAUUAUUUGUUCGGCAAAAUUUGUUCUUUCGUGCCGAGUUUUGGAGGGAACGUCAGCCGUUGGUCCACGACUACACUCCAGUUUUCAUUCGAAACCUGCAAGCCACUCUCAUCAUGUCACAGGCACUCGGUAGCUUUUCGACCACGCUUGGAGAGGAAAACAGACAAGCCAACGCCAGGAGAUUGAAGAGGGAAGACAACCAAAGCCGGCCUAUCGCUCCCCAGGCCACCAAGCGCGUGGCUCUUGGAGUUCUCAACCAAAAUGCCGGCCGACAACGAGUCCAACCGCACCGCGCUGCAAAACAGAACUGCGGUCCUUUAGGGACUUCAGCGUGCGGCCAGACCGGGAGUGUCGGUUGUGGCCAGGCGGGAAAGCCCACCACUGGGUUCUUUGUCCCGCCCGCCGCUUCUACCCAGUUCUCCAUCCAUGUCGACCAUCAGGCAGAUUCAGAGCGGUCGAAAGAACCUCAGGUUUCCUCCACAGUCACAACUCUUGGCACUGAGAGGAAUAGGCAAGCCAUCAGCAUCUAUGGCCGAACGGAAGAAAUUAUCGAUAGCAGCACAGAUUCUCCUAUGGUGUUGGACACCUCAUUGGACUCAUCAGAUGACAAUCAGUCAGUAAUAGAGGACAUUGAUGCCCAUGGAGACAGUGUGUUGGAGGUUGCUGAAUACGCAACAGAAAUCUUUCAGUAUCUCCGGGAAGCUGAGCUAAGGCAUAGACCCAAGCCUGGCUACAUGAAGAAGCAGCCUGACAUCACCAACUCCAUGCGAUGUAUCCUGGUGGACUGGCUGGUGGAGGUCGCUGAGGAGUACAAGCUGCACAACGAGACGCUGUACCUGGCCGUGUCGUACAUCGACCGCUUCCUGUCCUCCAUGUCUGUCCUGCGCAGCAAGCUGCAGCUGGUUGGGACAGCAGCCAUGUUCCUCGCAUCGAAGUAUGAAGAAAUCUACCCCCCAGAUGUUGGAGAGUUUGUGUACAUCACUGACGACACCUACACAAAGAAACAGGUUCUGAGGAUGGAGCACCUGAUCCUGAAGGUCCUGUCCUUUGACGUUGCCGUGCCAACCAUCAACUGUUUCCAGAAGAGGUUCCUCCAGGCUGCAAAGGUCAACUCCAAGACAGAAAGCCUGGCCAUGUACCUGGCAGAGCUGACUCUACAGGAGGGAGAGACUUUCCUGAAGUACAUCCCCUCCACCAUCGCUGCUGCCUCGCUCUGCCUGGCUCAGCAUACGCUCAACAUGCAGCCAUGGGUAAGCUCACUCUUCAAGUUCAUACUUGAUAAGCAUUCUGUGAUGGUGAUGCCAGGUAGCAAUAUCAUCUAA